This is a messenger RNA of Zychaea mexicana, 1451 nucleotides long. RefSeq lists its product as uncharacterized. Gene Ontology annotation, molecular function: phosphatidylinositol binding; ubiquitin binding; clathrin binding. The transcript has 8 exons. Gene Ontology annotation, cellular component: membrane; endosome. The coding region runs from base 359 to 1186 and encodes 275 amino acids. NCBI's taxonomy places the organism in Eukaryota, Fungi, Mucoromycota, Mucoromycetes, Mucorales, Lichtheimiaceae. Gene Ontology annotation, biological process: signal transduction. The record is from RefSeq and is a predicted model, not a curated record.
UUGAUAUCAUAACUCCAAGAUAUAAAUCAGUCUAUUAUGAGCUUUUCCAAUUGAGUCAGGUGGGUUUUUAGUGAGGAUUUUACUGUGUUUUUUUUUUGCCAAGCAAAAUAGGUUCCACCUUUUCUCAGUUUGUGUUUCGGCAUAUCCUUUAAUGGCUCUCACUUUCUCUCUCGUCAGGGCCUAUUCCAAGAGAUAUGAUUGGCUCGUUUGCAAGCAAUGCAUAUUGAGAGGCUCUGUAUUGCGGGGGAAAGAGAGAGAGAUACAGACGUUCUUCCUCUCUAUCAAAAACCUUUUCUUUUUCCCUUUUCCAACCUUCAACUCCUUUCAUUCGCGAAAUUACACUCUUUGAACAAAAAGAAUGAAAAGUAUUUUCUCAAAGAAACUCACGCCUACGACAAUUACAACCAAUGUCGAAAAAGCUACAAGUCCUUCAUCGCAAGAGCUUGAUUGGUCAUUGGUGUUCCAGGUUUGCGAUGUCGUAAACAAUACCGAGCUCGGGGCCAAAGAAGCACGGAAACUCUUACAGAAAAAGAUGCUUGCCAACGAACCACAGACACAAGUGCUUGCACUCGAGAUGUUGGAUGCACUAUCAGAAAACUGCCAUCAAAAAUUCGCACCACAACUUGCUGCCAAGUCGUUUGCUGAAGAUUUGGACACUUUAGCAGUUUCCAAGUCGUCCGAUGAUCGGGUUCAUGGCAAGCUCGUGCACUGCUUGCAAAGCUGGGUCAGCCGGUUUGGCUCAGACGGGUCGUUAGUAGGCGUGCAGCGUGUAUACGAUAAGAUGAUGAACGGCCAACCUGGAGGAGGAGGAGCGCGAUUAGGCCGUGGCACAGGAUCUCGGCUCUAUAGGCCCGUGGGGAAUGCACAACCAAGGCAACUACAACAGCCGCCCGAAUUGUUACAUCAACCCGUGGAUGCGAUGAACGAUGUGCUACUGGCCAAGAAUAAUGCGCAACUGUUUUCACAAACACUAUCGUUCACGGACCCGACUCAGGAAGAUAUCAGCAAGAAUGAGCUUAUACAGGAAUUCUACGGCAAAUGCAAAAUGUUCCAAAGAAUCAUAUCAGGCCAUCUGCAAACGUGCAGUGACUCGGAUGUCAUAUGUGAGCAGCCAGAGCACAAGAGGGGGGUGGGGGUGGUGGAAGCGGGUUGUGAUACAGAGUCGGGGAGUGUAUAUAUACUAUGACGAGAGGGUGCCGCAAAUAAUAUAUCACAAUGUGUAACACUGAACCUUAACUGCAAGCCUCGCUAUUGGAGGCAAACAGCGAACUUGUCAGUAGUUUCAAGGCCUACGAUGAUAUGCUGGAGCGACGUGCCGUGAACGAGGCAACUACGAAUUCCGAGACAUUGCACAACCGUAGCACUCGGCGGCAGCAGCAGCAGCAGCAGCAGCACCAGGAGGAUGAAAACGCAGGAGCAACGACUGCUACUACGAGUACGGCAGCAGCAGC